Messenger RNA from Exophiala oligosperma, 1290 nucleotides. RefSeq lists its product as uncharacterized. Gene Ontology annotation, cellular component: TIM23 mitochondrial import inner membrane translocase complex. The transcript is spliced from 2 exons. The record is from RefSeq and is a predicted model, not a curated record. Gene Ontology annotation, biological process: protein import into mitochondrial matrix. Lineage: Eukaryota; Fungi; Ascomycota; Eurotiomycetes; Chaetothyriales; Herpotrichiellaceae. Bases 131 to 976 code for a protein of 281 amino acids.
CUCUCUUUUUCCUGCGCUCGUUUGUUAGACCUUUUGAGGUUCGCGGCUUCUCUGCUUUCGCAAAGCGCAUAUCUUCGCGACGAAGAGUUGACCUACACUUCAAGGGCCUUGAGGUACUCGUCGGUUCGCCAUGGCCUCUCAAGCUCGUGCAUUCCAACAAGCAUGUCGUCUUCGAUCUCAACCCGCCGCCGCAGCGAGCAUACGAUUCGAGAACCCACAAGCUGAUGCCACCACCACCACCCUACUACUCUUGACCACCACUUCUCCCCCUUCUUAUGCAUCUCACAACUCGACAUCGAGACCUCAGAUACGAACUUUGUCUCGGAUGGUCAGUCGCCCUGCCCUUUCACUGCCCACCUCCGGACAAGCCUUCCGUCAUGCAAGCACCAGUAGCUCCUCCUCAUCCAACACUCCCCGACGAGCCAUCAGCGUGACCAGCGACGACGGACGUUACAAUUGGUCCGAACUCAGUACAUCCGAGAAAGCGGCCCGGGGGACACAACAGACGUUCAAUUUUCUUGUCGUCGCCGCAGGUCUCGUAGGGACUGCCACGAUAUCCUACCUCUUGUACCAAGAACUCAUCUCCCCGGACUCGUCGGCGAUCCAAUUCAACGCCGCAGUGUCACGUAUAAAAUCGUCGCCCGAGUGUCGAGCCCUCCUAGGUCCUUCCAGGGAGAUCAAGGCCUUCGGCGAACCCACCUCCAACAAGUGGGCGCGCGCCCGACCCCUCGCGCACUCGACCGAGACCGACCGAUACGGGACGACGCACUUUCGAAUGCACUUCAACGUGGCAGGGCCCGAGGGCUCGGGCGUCGUGAGCGUGCACAUGACCAAGCCGCGCGACGGGGACAGGUUGGAGUACCAGCUGCUCAGUCUGACCGUCAAGGGCCACGAGACGAUCUACUUGGAAAACAAGGAGGCCGAGAGGAACGUCAAGGGCAAGGUCGCCAAGAUGUUCGGGGUGCAAUGGCGGUAGUCCGGUCAGGUUCUCUAGUGUCCCGAGCAAGACACACCUCGAACGUCCCGAGUAGAGCCAGGAGACUGUUCCAUUACGGCGCAGAGAACCGCCAGUAUAACAAAGGCACCAAUCUGAGGCAACCACGAAACCAACAAGGGCUUCCUCGGUGGGAUUAGCAGAGAGCCAAAAAUGAUCUAGAUAUCGUGCUUCCAUGAAAAGAUGAUAUAUUGGAUCUCUUCUAUCGAGGGUUGUCAUCCUGAUGGUGAUGAUCUCGCUGCAUGUCCAGCUAACAGGCAUGCUAUUUGUAUUCUUCCAAUAUCAUUUCAAGACCA